Molecule: messenger RNA, 1439 nt
Organism: Chelonia mydas (Green sea turtle)
Lineage: Eukaryota; Metazoa; Chordata; Testudines; Cheloniidae
Product: gastrula zinc finger protein XlCGF52.1
Exons: 1
Coding region: 189-1289 (366 amino acids)
Source: RefSeq, a predicted model, not a curated record
GUCACUUCCAGGCGGUUGUGUUGGUGUUUUUUUAACUCUUUUUAUUAGAAGAAUUUUCUUCCUCUUGCAUUGGCUGUGGGAGGUUGGCUCACGCUGUCUUAUUGGGUUCCCAUCCCGCUUAGGAGAGACGGUGAAAAAGGAGGGGGGGGUGAGAGAAAACCGCCCCUGGGAAAUACAGCAGAGGGAACAUGAACGGAGCUGAGGAGCAGCACCUGGAGGAAGGGUCUGAGACCCUGGAGCCGCAAACAAUCCCACUGGGAGGUGGUGAAGAGACAGUUUUCCAGAGCCCAAGCCAGGGAAGAACCUACAAGAGGCGGCGCAGGUUGCAAACACCCAAGAGAAUCCCAGCAGAGAAGGGGCCGGACAGUCCAAGGGAGAGCGAAAAGGGCUCCAGUAAGCACGUGGAGUCCUCUUCAGAGGUGGGAGCCAAGGCCUGUGGAAAGGUGCCCAGUUGCUCGGCCUGUGAGCAGAGCUUGAAGGGGAAGAUCUUCUUUCAAAGUCUGGGCAGGUUUUAUGGUCAGAAGAAGCCGCAUGAAUGUUGGAAAUGUGGGAAAUGCUUCCUGCGGAAGAAGGAUCUGGCCAGACACCAGGGAGUUCAUAUCGGAGACAGAUUCUACAGCUGCCUGGACUGCAGGAGAAGCUUCAGCCAAAUGGCAGGGCUUACGAGACACCAGAAGACGCACUCGGGGGAUCGGCCCUUUCCUUGCAUGGACUGCGGGAAAAGCUUUUGCCUGAGACAGGAGCUUACGAGCCACCAGAGAACCCACACAGGAGAGCGACCCUUCCUGUGCUCCCAGUGCGAGAAGCGAUUUAGCCAGCUGGCGCAUCUCACCGCGCACCAGAGAACCCAUGCGGCGGAGAGGCCCUACCCCUGUGGGACCUGUGAGAAAUGCUUCAAGCAGAGCCAAGACCUCAGAAAGCACCAGCGCACCCACACGGGAGAGCGACCUUACCCCUGCACUGAGUGCGGGAAACGCUUCAACCACGUGUCGAACCUCAAUGCCCACUGGAAGGUGCACACGGGCACCAGGCCCCACACCUGCAAGGAGUGUGGGAAAAGUUUCCGCAAGAGGCAGGAUCUUCUGCGACAUGGGAGGAUCCACACGGGAGAAAGCCCCUUUGCCUGCGGCCACUGUGAGAAGAGCUUCCGGCAGAAGAAGGAUCUGAACAGACAUCGGAGUGUCCACACAGGAGAGAGGCCCCACCCCUGUCUUGAAUGCGGGAAAAGCUUCCGGCUCAAGCAUGCUCUGGUACGACACCAGGCAACCCACCCACGGCUCAGCCCCUAGAAACGGGACAGCCUCCCGCAUCGCAGGGAGUCCCUGGAAGGCAGAGUCUGCAUUGCCCAAUCCUUUCUGCAGCUGACCGGGGAGCACUGACUGCAUGAGGGACUUUUGCCAGUUUCUUUUUGUGUUAGAAGUUUAUAGCUUGUAGUUCAG